Messenger RNA from Apus apus (common swift), 3002 nucleotides. It is a transcript of the gene CAPNS2, whose product is annotated as calpain small subunit 2. Lineage: Eukaryota; Metazoa; Chordata; Aves; Apodiformes; Apodidae. Bases 1530 to 2276 code for a protein of 248 amino acids. Gene Ontology annotation, molecular function: calcium ion binding. The record is from RefSeq and is a predicted model, not a curated record. The transcript has a single exon.
UAACUGGCUUGUUGACAAUGUUUUGCUGAAAAUCACAUCCCAAAAGGAUAUUUAAUUAUGUCCAGCUUAGUAAAUGCUUCUUGGUUAGUAAUUCCUGUAGGCAAGAUAGGUGACUCCUACAGCUUUCUUCUUCUUCAGUUUUGAUGGAAGAAGGCCGGUUAGUUUGUAGAGAUGACAGCCAUCUCUUGGACCAAGUUGCUGUGCCAUCAAAUGGUAAUCUCCAUGAUAGUAAUGGCUGACUGCUCCUUUUGCCUACCCCAGAUUUUGAGUUGAUGCACACUCUGACAGCUUAAUUAACUGAUGUAGCUGUAAAGUAGAUAAUUGAAGGCAGAUGGAAAUUGACUAUAGUGUAUGUUCUUGCUGUGUUUGUGAAGGGUGCUAUUAAACAGUAGAAGGACUCCUUACCUAUCUUCAGCCAUAAAGGAAGCUGUGUGUUAAUCUGACCAGUUGGGCUUUCCCUCAUAGUCUGUGGCCAUCCCUCCCAUUUUCUGCUUAUUUCUGAAGAUGAGAAAAAUUGCUCUGUGUAUGCACUCUUGUAACUAUACCAGAAGGAUAGCAUAGAAUAUACUAGACUAUAUACAUGUCUAUUCUAGAGCGUAGCAUAGAAUUCAUCUUACUUCUAGGCAUCCAAUAUAUGCUACAUUGCAAGCAGCACCUUGUACUGCAAGUGCUUAUGAACUAGAGUUUGUUUUUUAUCGUAGAGGCUCUCCCAGUUCAGCAUGACUCUUCCUGAUCAAGUCAGCUUUAGCAUCACACCUGUCCUUGGGAGGUCACUGGAUUGUAUAUGUGGAAUAAAACUGUUUGAGGAUUUUUCCAGAUGAAAAAGGUUUUACCAGCUCUAAAAGAGAGAAUAAUCUAAUGUAUUUCCUUAAUUGCUGAAUGCAUUGAAGUUCUUUCUUCAUUCUUGCCUCCCCAUCUUGCACCACUCCUAAGAACAGGUAGUCUGAGUCCUGAGGCACAGUACAUAAAAUGAAAAUAUGGUUUGGCAACCAAAAUAGUUCAGAGCAAUAAACAUUCCUUUCACUUUUAUAUCUGGCACAGCAUCUUCAGUGACUAGAAUCAGGAAUGCAAUGCUCAAUUAACUGGAAAGUUGAAGGCAUAUAAGAUUGCAAAACCAGACAAGACUGUAGUAAACUUUAGCUACUUUGAUCUUGAAGGAUAUCAGCUUAACCAAGGAACAGUCACACUGAUGUGGCAGGGCUUUUCUCAAAUUGCAUUAAUUACAAGCACAGGUAUUUUGAGACUCCUGCUCUGUGGCUUUCAGCCUCAUCAUUGUUCUGUUUUUCUAAAAAGAUUCCUUAAAUCACAAAGUUCACUAUGCAGAGAAGAAAAAAAAGAAGCCUAUCAGCAAUUGACAGAAACUACUGAGGCGUGGGAUGACUGGCAGCUGGAGACAUGCACAGACAUGGUGAGGUCUAAGCACGCAGAUAAGCCGUGCUUUUUACCACACCCAGCUCAGAGACAAGAAGGCUUUGGAGAGUUACAGAAGUGCUGGAUCUCUGAGAAGCUCCCUUCAAGAAAUCUUCGUAAUGUUCCUCGUUAAAGCUUUGCUGAGUGGAGGAAGUGGCAGCAGUCAUGGAGGGAACCUUGCACGUGGCCUUGGAGGUCUCCUAACAGGAGGUGGACAUGGAGGGAAUAUUGGAGGACUUGUUGGAGGUCUCGUUAACCUUAUAAGCGAAGCAGCAGCUCAGUAUAACCCAGAGCCACCUCCACCUCCUCACAGUCAUUUUACCAACGUGGAAGCUUAUGAGAGUGAUGAGAUCAGACAGUUCCGUCGCCUUUUUGCCCAGCUGGCUGGAGAUGAUAUGGAAGUGAAUGCCACAGAGCUAAGGGACAUCCUGAACAAAGUUGUUUCCAGACAUCAAGACUUGAAGACAGAAGGCUUCAGCUUAGACACAUGCCGUAGCAUGGUAGCUGUCAUGGACAGUGACACAAAUGGCAAACUGGGCUUUGAAGAGUUUAAGUAUCUGUGGAACAACAUCAAAAAAUGGCAGUGUGUGUACAAGCAGUACGACACUGAUCAGUCAGGCACUGUUGGCAGAGCUCAGGUGCCAGGUGCCUUGAAGGCUGCUGGGUUCCAUCUGAGUGAGCAGCUCUGCCAGGUGCUGGUGCGCAGGUACGCUGACGGGGACGGCAGCUUGGAUUUCAACAACUUCAUUAGCUGCUUGGUACGACUGGACAGCAUGUUCCGGGCUUUCAAGUCCCUGGACCAUGAUGGAGAUGGACAGAUCAAAAUGACCAUUGAAGACUGGCUGCAGCUGACCAUGUAUUCGUGAAGGCACAGCAGAGAAGAAUAAGCUUCAUCUGGAAGAUAUACAUGAAAGACUGCAAUCCUGUACUAUAGAACUGUAGACUUUUCCUUAUUCUAAUUCUAAGGCAGAUGUGGGUAGCUCAGCUUAUAGUGCUGUGAUUCCUCUUGUGCAUGCAUUAGUUUGCUUUUCUGAAGGGUUUGGGUAAGUUGUCAGCUGUGUAAGUCUGUCUAAGAAACUAUCUUCAGACUGAGGGAAUAUGUUGAAGGAUCAAAGAUUAGUUAUUUCUUCAUGUAAAGUGGCUUGUAUAUAACUAUUACCUAAAAGGCUCAUAAGUUUGGCAUUUCUCUGUGAUGUUACUGUUUUGAUUUGUCAGCAUUUGCUAAGCUGGAAUAAAGCUCUGCUUGCCUGAAGGCAAUCAUUAGGAAAGAGAGUUGUGCAGUUAUUCCUAACAAGUAGAAAAACAUGAGAGUUGCCAUAGUUAUAAUGGUCAAUGAAUUUACAUAAUCAUAUAAUUUCCUCCCUAAUUCUGCUUUUUCAUGCUUGUCUGCUGAAGCAAAACCUGAGUGGUAUUGUCAGUUCUACCUGCCAGCCAGGACAAAAUUGAAGAUGUAUCAGGCUACUCUUACAACCUUUUUCUCCUUCCUGCAAUUCUAUUAACUAGACUUUUCUCUUUUUCCUUGAAGCCUUAUUAUAGUUAUAAUGAAAACAACUUAAAAUACUACAUUUUUAUUUAGAGAGGCUUGUUGUAAU